CUUUGGAAAAUUUUAUGUCCAUUAAAGUAUAAUUAGUUUAGUUAGUUGAAACAUACCUUUAGAAAAUCUAACAUAUGAACUGUACUAACGCAAGUGUCGAAUUCCAAACUGGAAACAUUUCAAUAAGUUUACAAUGUAAGGAAAUUUUGGGCUAGGCUCAACAAUAAGGUUAUACAUAUCAUUAUGUCAAACUUAGAUCUAUAUAUAUAUACAUAUUAAAAUUAUGAGAUUCUCUGAAAUCGAUAUAUAAUAACAAAAGUUGUCAGGAGGGAUAUAAUUCAAUAUUUGAAAAACAAGAUUCGCAUAUAUAUUUCAAAUUAAAAUAAAAAAGGCUAAUUUCAUUGUUUGUCUAUAUUUUUCAUUAACAAUUAUUAAAAAAAGCCUACAUAAAUACUACCGUCACUUCACUUUUUUCCUUCAUACUCUCAUCUUUACUCUCUCUCUCUCUCUCUCUCUCUCUCUCUCUCUCUCUCUCUCUCUCUCUCUCUCUCUCUCUCUCUCUCUCCCCUUUUCCCGGCAUAACCUGUGUGUGAUCCUAAAGUCCAUAACCUGUUUCAUCCAUAAAGUAUAGUUUGCUUCAGUACCUAUUACUCUUACUAGUUUCGAAUUAUAUUCAAACUAAACAAAAGAAAUGUCGGGAAGAAGAUCACGUUCGAGGCAAGUAUCAGGAACUUCAAGUAUCUCAGAAGAACAGAUCAAUGAUCUCAUUAUCAAGUUGCAGCAGCUUCUUCCUGAGCUCAGGGACAGUCGUCGCUCUGACAAGGUUUCAGCAGCGAGAGUGUUACAAGAGACGUGCAACUACAUAAGGAAUCUGCACAGAGAGGUUGAUGAUCUAAGUGAGAGGCUAUCUGAGUUACUUGCAAAUACAGACACUGCUCAAGCUGCUUUAAUCAGAAGCUUACUUACCCUAUAAUUCAUAUCUUCUUCUUCUUCUUUUCUACUAAUAAUAAUAAUAAUAGUAUGCGGAUUUGUUUU
Molecule: messenger RNA, 975 nt
Organism: Brassica napus (rape)
Lineage: Eukaryota; Viridiplantae; Streptophyta; Magnoliopsida; Brassicales; Brassicaceae
Product: transcription factor PRE3-like
Exons: 3
Coding region: 632-913 (93 amino acids)
Biological process (GO): regulation of growth; regulation of DNA-templated transcription
Molecular function (GO): protein dimerization activity
Source: RefSeq, a predicted model, not a curated record